AUGGCUCUUUCUACCUGCAACGUCGUAUCCAAUCCCUCCUUUGAAACCGGCCUCCUAACCCCAUGGCGCGAGUCUGCCGUCAACGUUGCUAAAAUUAGCAAUGGGACAACCGCCUACAGCGGUGACUACUACCUCAACCUCCAAACGGCAGUAGGAAACCGCGGCAACACCAUAUCCCAGGGCCUGCACGGCCUGAAACGACACACUGAAUACAAAUUCAGCGUGCAGGCGCAGGUCCCGUGGGCCGGUAGCGAGUACUGCGCCGUGUAUGUGUACAUGGGGCGGAACGCGACGGUGGGCAGUGUUGCUUCGGCGCAGCUGUUUACUGUCCAGGAGUGGACCGAGGUCUCGGGGACUUAUGUGCCGAAGCGGGAGACGGAUAUCUUGAAUAUUGUUGCGCUUUGUGAUUCGGAGGAUUCCUCGGUUACGGGGAAUGUAUUGUUGGAUGAUGUGAUCUUUGCGCCGGCUGAUUGUUAUGGGUUGGAAUAG
Molecule: messenger RNA, 489 nt
Organism: Penicillium soppii
Lineage: Eukaryota; Fungi; Ascomycota; Eurotiomycetes; Eurotiales; Aspergillaceae
Exons: 2
Coding region: 1-489 (162 amino acids)
Molecular function (GO): hydrolase activity, acting on glycosyl bonds
Source: RefSeq, a predicted model, not a curated record